AAGUAUGCAGUACCCUCAUUAAAAAGAUGGCUUUACGUCAAAAUUUUUGUUUGGUAGAAGCGUGGUAGAAGGUUUACUGCAAAUGGAUUGUUACAAGCGUAGUGUGCAAAGUAUUUGUUGUUAUUUAGAAAAUUAGGAAGCAUGUUGGUGUAUCGUUUAAGUUGAGAAAUAGUUUAAAAUGUUUUAAGGGACAUUACCAUCUCAUUUAUGUUUUAUAAUGUAAUCUGCGAUUGUUAGAAUGGAACCACAAAAAUAUUUAAAUACAAACACUGUAGCUAAGGAUAAGCGAACAUUAUGCUAUUGUUCUAAACCUAUUUCGCGGUUAGAAAAUAGAAAUGCAUUUCAAAAAAGCGAAAAAAGAACUACAAAUUUUUGCGAAUUAAAUAAACCCUUAAAAAGUAUUUGUUACAAUCCUAACGAAAGCCUUGAAACCUCUGAUUCAUGCAGAAAUAUUUCUUCACAAAAACAGAAUAGUAACGUAAAUCAGGCCAAUCGAAAGAUCCCAAGUAUUUCUCAAGCAUCUUGUAAAUGCGGUCCGUUACCUGACUAUGUUGGACAAAAAAGUAAUUUCAAUCAAAAUCCAAUCAAAAAACCUGCGGAUCUGAAUCAUCCCCCUAUAUGCACAAAUCGUAACUCAACUUCGAAAAAUGCAAAUAUUCAAUCGAAAUCGAAAAAAUGUCAACAAAAGGUUGAUUAUUGUCCUACAUUGGCAUUUCAUCAAAGCUGCACUCCUAAAGUAACGGAACAGGAAGAGGACAUCUCCAAAGAAACCGAAUUGUAUUUAGCUAGACUUAAAGACGAAAUACAACAAAAUCUAGCAAAAACAAAAAAUACAUCAGAUAAAACGUUUAAUGAACUGAAAACUGAAAUAGAUAAUUUUCGCUGUCCAGAAACUAAACAAGAAAGCGUACAGAAAUACAAAAGUACCGAAGAGUGUCGACACGAUAACUCUCUAGAACUAGUGGAACUGGAACGUCAGGAAUGUGUAACUUUAAAUAAAAAUGAAAAUGAAAUGCUACAGAACGAUCCAUAUCUUGCAGCAAUAAUGGAGGAAAUAAAGUAUUUUAAACAAUCUUUGAUAAAGAAAAUAGACGAUGAAAAGAAUCAAUGCAUAGAAUACAAAACUUCCGAAAAAAGUAGUUGCAGUGUUUGGGAGAUAGAAUCUUUUAAUUGGCAACAACAGAAUUCACCUUGUAAUGAAAUUAUAAAAAGUGUGGAAGAACCGUAUUGUUUUUCAUAUCAAGAAAAUCACAUUUUGGAAGAGAUCAGAUUGUGUAAAGAAUACGACAAUGAAUUACCAGAGUGUCCGCAAGAAGUUCCUGUUUCCCAAGAUGAGGGUGAUUUACCAGUAAAGAAUACUGAACGAGAUAAUGAAACAUCCACUGGCACUUUCAACAAUGGUAUUUAUAAUAAAGGCGAGGUUUCAUCAGGACAGGCAACAAAUAAACGACUUGUAAUAAAUACAGCUGUAUCCACGGAGGACGAUGCCAAACCUGAAAAAGUAUGUACUGCUCAUAAAGAAUGUCCUAAACAGAGCAAAGCAAUGGUAACUAGCUUUAGUGUAGUGAAUUAUCAUCCUCUUUCAAAUGAAGAUGGAGAUGGAGGUUCCACUACUAACUUUUUACCUUACAAUGAAGGUGAGGAAGACGAAAAAAAAAAUGUUUUAGCUCUAAGUUGCUCUUCAGGGGAUUGUAAUGAAACAACUGCAACUAGUACUAGUUCAACUAGUAUAAGUGAACUUGAUUACAUAACUGUUGCAUUGCCCAAUGUGUUCUAUAACUGUAAUAAUGAAACAAAAGAAUGUAAUUAUAAAGUCGAGAGAACCGCCAGAGAAGUUGGGGUUUUAAUGAAAGAUUCCGCUAUAAAAGGAAUCUACGUAAAUACUACAAAUAAAGCGAUAGAAUGCUGUGGAGGUUCUUCUAAAGAAAACGUUAUUGAGAAAACCGUAAAUAGUCCUGCAAUAAAAUGCAACAGAAAAAAUAAUAAUUUGGUAAUUCAACAUUUACCAUCAUUAAAUAUUAGAAGUGAAUUAGUGACACAGUCAUUACCCACAGUUGAAAUCAAAUGUACUGAAAGUACUGUACAAACGUGUUCCCCAUUGCGAAAUAUUUGUUAUGAAGUUAUACAACAUACCUCUGUGAUUACUACUCAAGAGAAAGACUUUAAAGAGCCUUCAGAAAAAAUAAAAGCAGAAACUUCUUCAAAUAUUGCAACUACUUCAAAUCCGAAGGCAGAUACUAAUUUGGGAGUGGAAACAGUUAUAGAAACAUUAACUUCAGAUCCGACUGUUGGAUCAAUUUUGAAGUCUUAUGAAGUUCUACCAGUGAAGAAUAUUGAUAAUGAUACCAUGGAAACAAAUUCAACCAUCAGAAAUAAAAUAGAUGUAGAUGUAUAUCAAACUUAUAUAUCAAAUACAAGAAGAAGAAAAAGAAGCGUAUCAAUUAAAGAAAUGAUAUCACAAAAGGAACAAAAUAUCGAUAACGUCGAUUUAACAGAAAUUAAAGCAGAAUUAGAAGACUUCUUGAAAGAAAUCGAAGAAUCUCAUUCUGUGCCUUCAAUUUAUUUAGAACCAAAAGAAAAUGAUUAUGUAGAAGAGAACGAUAUGGAUAAAGUACCAAGAAAAAUUAUAUCAGAUCAUGUAAUUGGCAAUUUAAAACAAUUAAGCGAAAUUUCAACAACCCAAUUUCACGAACAAACUGAAACGGCGUCUUCAGAAGUCUCUGAACAACCAAUUAAUCUAAAAUUGUAUCCAAACAUAUUUCCAGAUAAUUAUAUUUUAUAUUGUGACAAAUCAACAGAAAUUUCUAUUAAACAAGAAAAUAAUGACACAAUGAGUGAAGAUGCUACUCAUCAAUAUUUAAACGAUUGCACCGCAUUAGUAAAAAACCAAACCAAAGAAUUGCCGCUAAAAUGUGAAAAACAAACUGAAGAGAUUGUUUUGAAAGGUACGAAUAGUAGUGAAUUCAAAAGCAACGUUACUAAAAUUGUAGAAGAGAACUUUAGGAUAAAUAAGAGUAAAAUUACAUGUAAAGGGUCACAUCAACAGAUAUUGAAGCUGUGUGUAUGCGGUACAGAAGAUGGAAGUAAAGCUUGUGACAAAAAAUAUAUUUUGGUAGUAGAUUCUAAAAAUUUAAAAGAUGGUGAUGUACUGGGUGCGUGUGUUGAUCAAUCGACAUAUACACAUGAUGUAGCAUGUUAUAAUUUUAAUACACCGACCUCUUGUGAAUCUAAACAAGUACAAACAAAUUUACCGAUAAACCUUGAUAACAAUAAUGAUAUAAAUUAUGAAGAAUCAGAAAGUACGCAUCAAGAAAUUUCCAAAAAUGACAUUGCACAGGAAACUGUUAUGCUGGAAAAGAGCAUUCAAGAAAAACAUUCGAGUUCUGUCUGCACAGUAAAAAUAAAUGAUGAAAAGCAGACAAAAUGCACAAAAACAAUUCAAACAAAAGUGGUUUUGGGAGACUUGGAACUCAAAAAAGCCGAACCUACAUUAACUGCAGAAGCAGAAUCGCAGGCCGGUGUUUCAUUAAAUUCAUGUACAGUCGACAUAACCGUGCCAUCCGGUCUUAACGCUUGCGAAGCAAGUUUCCAAACCUGUACAGAACAACUGAUAAGUUUUUCAAAUUCCGAAUGUAAAUCUCACUUACUUCAACUCCAUAAUAAAAUUGAUAAGAAUAAAAGUACUGCUGUUACGAAAUGUAUAAGUCAAAAUGUAUCUAAUUUUGAGUGCAAAUCAAAAUCUGCUCAAAUUCCAAUUAUAAAGAACACAUUUUACUGUGAAUGUUCUGAAGAAAAAGAAUUAAUUAACAUAGAUUUGCAAGAUAAAUCAAUUAACCAACCUUUUAACGAAUGUAACGCAAAAACGGAAGAUAUAAUUAAGAGAAAUAUUGGUAUUCAAACGACAAAAAUAUCUAAACGAGCGGCAAUGAAAUGCCCUAAAGGUACUUCUGAGGUAGAAUGCUUUAGCACUCUUUUAGAAACAGACAGUACAGACAUUUCGACAAAUGGCGAAGAGUGUCUGUCGUGCGAGAAUAUUUCGCUGGAAAAAGGUAAAAAACCUCUUUUAAUAAGUCAAAAUAUUCAGGUCAAUAUUACUAAAACCGCAAACAAGAUGGAUAGAAACGAGUCAUCGAAACUAACUAAAGAAAUUCCAAAAGAAACAAAUAAACAAAUUUACAAAGAGAGUACAUCAAACUCGUAUUUCGAAGAAAAAAGGUCAGUCAAAAUUCAAACAUCACUGAAGACGAAUUCGAUAAAUUGCAAAAAAAAACUAUUUGAUAAAAGACGGAGUAAUAAUAAAGUUUAUAAUUAUGAUUUUUGCACAUGCAAAUCAAAACAAAGAUGCAACAGACAAAUUGGCAUUCAAAAAGGUCCAGGUUGCAAUUGGGCUCGGAAUAGACGAACACGGGAACUUUCUUUUGACGAAGACAACGCAGAUACAUGCUCUGAAAGUAUAUCAGGAUUAUCAUCAGAUUGUAUGUCUGAAGGUGAAGUAAGACAAAAUGUUAGCAUAGGUGAAUUGUAUCCAUGUGAGUUCAAUUGUACUUCUUUUUACAAAAAGAAUCCUGAAAAGUUACUGAAACAGCAAACCGGCGAUAAAAAUGUAUGUCUACUUCGAGAAAGAACAAUCUAUGAUAAUUGGAAAUCCUACUAUUUCUCUCACCAGUCCCGACCUUCCAAGUAGUUUUAUUGUAGCUUUUAUUUGAAAUUCAAUAAAUAAAUUUUCAGCUUUGAAAAAGUAGUUUCUUUAUGUAAAGUUUACGUAUACUGCGUGUUUGGAACUCAUUGAAUAGUGGUAUGUGGCGC
Agrilus planipennis (emerald ash borer) is the source of this 4806-nucleotide messenger RNA. RefSeq lists its product as uncharacterized. The transcript has 3 exons. Bases 239 to 4684 code for a protein of 1481 amino acids. NCBI's taxonomy places the organism in Eukaryota, Metazoa, Arthropoda, Insecta, Coleoptera, Buprestidae. The record is from RefSeq and is a predicted model, not a curated record.